AUGGCCAAUUCUUGGUGGAAUAUUGCUGAAAAGCACGAAGCCAUGGUCAUUCACUUGCGCUUCUACUGUCGACUUUGUCUCCCACUCAAUUCGGAACAUAAGGAUGGACCGGCUAUCCUACAAAGCCAGCAGCCGUCUGAGAUAGAUGAGAAAUUCAUAUUCGAUGUCUGUUCCAACUCUGAUACAAAUUUCAGACUUCGAGUCACUAUCCUUUCGGAUGCUACUUUGCUCUGUUUUGGAAUAACACAUCAUAUAUGUGAUGGCACUGACUGCUAUGAGGUGGUUCAAGCAUUCUGCAACCUACCAUCUAAUAAAUCGAUUCCUCGGUUCGCUCUUCCACCUGAUGCCGAAGGUGUUCGUUUGUCGGACACUAUGACAGCCAAGACCGAACGGACCAAAGAAAAGCGCAAUAUCUACUCCACACUUUGUUUAAUGUUGUACAAAAAUUGA
Messenger RNA from Penicillium soppii, 450 nucleotides. RefSeq lists its product as uncharacterized. Bases 1 to 450 code for a protein of 149 amino acids. The record is from RefSeq and is a predicted model, not a curated record. NCBI's taxonomy places the organism in Eukaryota, Fungi, Ascomycota, Eurotiomycetes, Eurotiales, Aspergillaceae. The transcript is spliced from 3 exons.